This is a messenger RNA of Cercospora beticola, 1213 nucleotides long. It is a transcript of the gene ARC35, whose product is annotated as Arc35p. Gene Ontology annotation, biological process: actin filament polymerization; Arp2/3 complex-mediated actin nucleation. Gene Ontology annotation, molecular function: structural constituent of cytoskeleton; actin filament binding. The record is from RefSeq and is a predicted model, not a curated record. Gene Ontology annotation, cellular component: actin cytoskeleton; Arp2/3 protein complex. Lineage: Eukaryota; Fungi; Ascomycota; Dothideomycetes; Mycosphaerellales; Mycosphaerellaceae.
GCAUCGGACGCCAGGCAGGAACUCGACUGUUGCAGCAUUGAGCUUUCACAGCACUUUCUCCUGAGCAGCAACACACUUCACAGCAGCGCCGAGCUGCCACACCUCUCAUAAUGCUGCUCCUCGACUAUCAGAACGUGCUCAUUGAGUCGCUGCUCAAAGACCGCUUCAACCCAGACAACGCACCCGCUUCGAUCGACCAAGUAGUCUCAGACUUUGACAAUGUCACCUUUCACAUCUCCACGCCGAACGCCAAAACCCAGAUCCUCAUCUCCAUCGCCGUGAAGUGCUUCCCCGAACUCGUCAAAUACGGCGCCGAAGCUGUUCUGCAACGCGAAUAUGGCCCCUACAUUGUCCAGCCCGAGCAAGGAUACGACUUCAGUGUGCAAGUGGAUUUGGAGAACCUGUCAGAAUCACAAGAGGAGAAGGAUGAUCUGAUCCGCCGGAUAAGCUUGUUGAAGCGCAACGCUAUGGCUGCACCUUUUGAGCAGGCGUUCGAUGAGUAUGCGAGCUUGGCGGAGCAGGCCAGUCACUACACAAGCGAGAGUGCGCCACAAGGAGUGAAGGAGGGCGGAGAGCUGAGGGCGAUACACUACCGUGAUCAAGAGGCCAUCUACAUCAAGGCUAGCCACGAUCGUGUGACUGUCAUAUUCAGCACAGUGUUCUCGGAUGAGACGGACAGGAUAUAUGGAAAGGUGUUCUUGCAGGAAUUUGUGGAUGCGAGAAGGAGAGCUAUCCAGAAUGCGCCGCAAGUGCUGUUCAGGAAUGACCCUCCUUUGGAAUUGCAGGGCAUCUCUGGGCUGGCGGGUGGGAAAGACAAGGUUGGAUACAUCACAUUCGUCCUGUUUCCACGCCACCUCACCCAACAGCGACGAUAUGAGGUCAUCUCACACAUCCAGACCUUCCGUGACUACUUCCACUACCACAUCAAGGCCAGCAAGGCAUACAUUCACAGCCGCAUGCGGAGACGGACGGCAGAUUUCCUGCAAGUUUUGCGACGAGCGAGACCAGAAACGGAGGAGAAGGAGAGGAAGACGGCUUCAGGAAGGACGUUCAAAGUGCAGGCUUAAAUUUUGACGCUCGGUGCUAGCGAUAAAAUGCGGUCAACGGAAGUCAAGUCGGAUGAAGUGUAUGCAGUGCGACCUCGCUCCUGCCCUUUGCAAGUAGGGAUCUGCAAACGAAUGAAGUGAAGCUCAGGCCGUCAGGCAACUCAAGU